UUAAAGGUGCACUCAGUAAUUUUUAUAUAAUCUUGGACCUACACUGACAGUGUGUGGAUGCAGCAUCAUUCAGACUUAAUAGUUUUCAGUUACUGAUGCCAUUGUACACAUUCACUUUUCACAUUCAGCCAUGAUCAAUUUAAUCCAUAAAUGAGAGUGUCCAAUAACAGGGCGGUUACUAUGUUUAAGCAAGUAGUAUUCGGCUAGUCGUGUGAUCCUAACAUGGUCGCCCUCAUGACAGGACCAUCUCCAUGUAGAAAACAACUCACUGAUUCUUGAGAUAAGGGUCAAAACAGGUUUUAAAUCUUAGUUUUUAUUUUUUAGUACUAAAUUAAUUUGAAAUUGAUCUAUUUGUAGACAAAGGUCUACAAACCAUGUAAGGGAACACGUUUUUAUAAAAACACUUUUUUCUGAAAAUGGAGAUUUCUUCACUUCAUAACCAUAAAUCCAUAAAUCUUACCAUAAUUUAUGUCAGCUCCGCCAGACACACUAAAAAGCAUGCUAUUUUAAUUUGAUCCAUCCAACAAGAGUAUAAAGUAUUUUUCUAAUAACGGUGAUCAGUAAAGGAGUUAAGUGAUAAAAUACAUUCUAUAAAAAAUUUCUGUUUAUAAACUGUUCUGACAAGUUUGACGGAGUUGACAAAACUGAAUUUUUUUUUAUCUUAACCAUAUGUUGUACACUGAAGAGUAAAGACCGAAACAUACUUCACGCAAGUACUAGUGAUUGGUCGUUCAUAAAGGAUUCAUUCAACUAAUCUUUUAUGUGACUCAGAAGAACGAGUAGUCAUUUUGUGUUGGCCGCUCAUGCGCAUUGCGCAAUCUCCAUUCAUUUGUUACGUGAAAACUGCAUAGGCGCUGUAUACGCUACAUCCGUGACAAAAGAACAAAUGACUCGAACCAGAUGACUCGAGAGGUGAACUAAUAAUUUCUGUUUCCUGUGUGUGUUUAUAGCAUAUACGGCUGUUAUGUGACAAAAUAACGAAUGACUCGGACAAGAAGAUUCCAGAGGUGUCAUUUAAGGAGCUGAUGAAAAUGUUUGGUGUUGGAGCCGUAGCUCUCGUGCUGGGGGUCGAGUGGUUAGACUGGCUGACGCGUCGCCUGGGGUUCCGCAGAGACUCUCGCCUGAAAGAGGUCUUGUUCUUCCCAUCACCCCAAACCUGCGUCGAGCACCUGUUCACACCCGACAGAAGCUUCCCCUGCGCAUGUCCCCUCCCCCAUGGCACUGAGACAUCCUUCUCCAGGCUCCUCGGACAUCUCCUCUCCGCGUGUGUGUCUCUGGACCUGUGUUUGUUCUCAUUCUCUCAUGUGGAGCUGAGCAGGGUGGUUCUCCAUCUGCACAAUCGCGGAGUCACUGUACGAGUCGUUACCGAUAGAGACUACAUGGCCAUUAUUGGGUCUCAGAUUGGCACCCUUCGCAGGGCAGGUAUCUGUGUGAGACACGAGAUGAGCACAGCUGUUCAUAUGCACCAUAAAUUUGCAUUAGUAGAUGGCAGGAAACUGAUCACUGGCUCCCUCAACUGGACCCUCACCGCAGUCCAGAGCAACAAAGAGAACGUCAUGGUUACAGAGGAGCCAGAGCUUGUGCGGCCCUAUCAGAAGGAGUUUCAGAAGCUGUGGGAGGCCAAUGAUCCUGCCAAUCACAAACCACAAACCAAAAAACAGGCUGCUAAAUAAAUAGACAGAUAUUGCGGAUAGAAGUAUGAUUCAUUCAAGACAUGGGGUUAAUCUUUACUUUUGCUGCUUUUUCCUCAAGAUUUACGUUAUGUGGUUCUAAACAGAAAAGUUUACUAGAAAAGUAAGUUUUAGAUAACAAUUUGUUUUGUUUCAUGUGACUGACGGCCUCUUAAAGGGAUAGUUCGCCCAAAAAUGAAAACUCAUCAUUUACUCACCCUCAUGCCAUCCCAGAUGUGUAUGACUUUCUUUC
This is a messenger RNA of Myxocyprinus asiaticus (Chinese sucker), 1923 nucleotides long. RefSeq names its product phospholipase D family, member 6 (gene pld6). Gene Ontology annotation, cellular component: mitochondrion. Gene Ontology annotation, biological process: piRNA processing. The record is from RefSeq and is a predicted model, not a curated record. Gene Ontology annotation, molecular function: RNA endonuclease activity producing 5'-phosphomonoesters, hydrolytic mechanism. The transcript is spliced from 4 exons. The coding region runs from base 1026 to 1673 and encodes 215 amino acids. NCBI's taxonomy places the organism in Eukaryota, Metazoa, Chordata, Actinopteri, Cypriniformes, Catostomidae.